AAACAGCCAUGUUUAAAAUACUCUGUCACAUGCUCUGGGCAUCUUUAAAAGGACAGGAACUGAACUCUGAUGGGCACAGCACAUCCCAGAGGCUCCAGCUCCUUCUCACCUUGGACAACAGUCCCAGACGGCUCCCAGCAUGUGUGAUGCAUUUCUAGGUACCUGGAAACUCGUCUCCAGUGAAAACUUUGAUGACUACAUGAAAGAAGUGGGAGUGGGCUUUGCUACCAGGAAGGUGGCCGGCAUGGCCAAGCCCAACAUGAGUAUUGCUGUCAGUGGGGAUGUGAUGACCAUUAAAUCUGAAAGCACCUUUAAAAACACGGAGAUUUCCUUCAAACUGGGCCAGGAGUUUGACGAAGUCACUGCAGAUGACAGAAAAGUCAAGAGCACCAUGACCUCACAUGGAGGCGUCCUCAUGCAGGUGCAGGCGUGGGACGGAAAGUCCACGACCAUCAAGAGGAAGCACGUGGACAAUGAUCUUGUGGUGGAAUGUACCAUGAAAGGCAUCACUUCCACCAGAGUUUAUGAAAGAGCAUGAAUGAGAAACCUUGGA
Molecule: messenger RNA, 553 nt
Organism: Molossus molossus (Pallas's mastiff bat)
Lineage: Eukaryota; Metazoa; Chordata; Mammalia; Chiroptera; Molossidae
Product: fatty acid-binding protein, adipocyte-like
Exons: 5
Coding region: 140-538 (132 amino acids)
Biological process (GO): fatty acid transport
Cellular component (GO): nucleus; cytosol
Molecular function (GO): fatty acid binding
Source: RefSeq, a predicted model, not a curated record